Naegleria lovaniensis is the source of this 1584-nucleotide messenger RNA. RefSeq lists its product as uncharacterized. The record is from RefSeq and is a predicted model, not a curated record. Lineage: Eukaryota; Heterolobosea; Eutetramitea; Acrasida; Naegleriidae. Bases 1 to 1584 code for a protein of 527 amino acids. Gene Ontology annotation, molecular function: clathrin binding; phospholipid binding. The transcript has a single exon. Gene Ontology annotation, biological process: endocytosis. Gene Ontology annotation, cellular component: endosome; clathrin vesicle coat; plasma membrane.
AUGAGUAGUAUCAGUAUGUUUGAUAUCAAGAGUAAAAUUAAACAAAUCAAAAACACGGUUCUUCAGAUGACCCCACUGGAGAUCAAAGUUAGAGAAUGUACAAGCAACGAUCCAUGGGGAGUCAAGCAAACCGAUAAACUUGAAGUGGCUGAUCACACCUUCAACUAUGAAGACUUCAAGCUCAUCAUGUCUGUCAUUAGAAUCAGAUUGGCCGAUGUUGGUAAAGACUGGAGACACGUUCAAAAGGGCAUUCAACUCAUGGAAUUUUUGGUCAUUCACGGCUCUGAAAGAUGUUUGGAUGAGGCCAGGGAUAUGACAUCACUCAUUCGUCACUUGAAGAACUUUAAAUAUGUUGAUGAUGAAGGAAAGGAUUGGGGAGUUAACGUUAGAGAUGCUGCCAAACACUUUUUGGAAUUCAUCAAAAACGAAGAGGCCAUUAAAGAAGAGAGAGAAAAGGCCAAGGAAGAAAAGAGCAAGUAUGAAGGCUUCUCCAGAACUGAAGCCAAAUACAAGGCUCGCUCCUCAGGAUCCUCCUCGUCAGAGAAGAAGAAGAAACCACAAACCACUAGCUAUGAUGAUGACGACUAUGAAGCUCCAAAGAAAUCCACUUCUCGUUCCAGCAUGGAUGACGACGAGUAUCGUAGAGAUGACGAUGAUGAGAGAAGAAGCUCACCACCUCCAAAAUCUACCUCAACAACAAGUGGAGCAAGACCAAGAAGACCAUCCACAGGAACCGAACCACAAGCAACAGUCGUGAAACAACAACCACAACAACAAAAAGAGGAUACUCUCAUUGAUUUCUUUGACACUCAACCAACUGGCCCAACAAAUACAGGAUUCGGAAACAAUGCAUUCGGAAACAACUCUGGUUUUGGAAACAACAACAACUUUGGUUUUAACAACCAACAACAACAACAACAACAAUUUGCAAACACUGCAAAUACUUCUGGUGGUGGUUUCAAUCCAAGAGGUGGUAACACAAGUGGAGGAUUCAACCCAAGAGGUGGUAACACUGCUCCAUCGUUCGGAGGAAAUCAACAACAAACCAAUGAUUUUGAAGCUAACUUUGAUAGCUCUGGAUUUGAUGAUGCAUUCGGAAAUAGCGACUCUUUCGGCACUGGCUCUACACAAGAAAAGAAGGACUCUACAUUGUUUGAUCUUUCCAGCGGAUUGGUCAAUUUGGAUUUGAAUGAUUCUGGAAAGAAGCAACCUCAACAACAACAACAAAAUAGUCAACCACAAACAACCAAUAUGACUCUCAAGGAGUUGAAGAGAUUGCAAGGAACAACAACUCCACCAAACAAGCCACCAACAAUGAACACGUCAUCAUUCAAUACACCAUCCUUCCCACCAAGCAAUCAACCUUGGGGUAAUACACAACCUCCAAUGGGCGGCUAUGGUCACCCUCCAAUGGGAGGCAACUGGAACAACACUCCACCAAUGGGAGGAGGCGGUUAUCCACCUAGAAAUCAACCACCAUCAGGAAUGGGCUAUCAGCCACCACAAGGAAAUGCACAAUGGAAUAUGAACAACCAACCAAGACCAAACACCAAUACCAAUGCUGGUGGUUUUGACUUCUUCUAA